AUGAAUCGAUUGGUGGCCAUAUUCAGUUUCUGCCUGCUUUUGGUGGCAGGACACUCGGUGGAGGAACCACAGGAGUCUCAGUUGCCUGAUAGCACAACACCUUGGAUCGAAGAAGGCUUUCCAAAUGGAUCUGAAGAGCUUCCCGAGUUGGUUGUGCCCACAAUCGAAGAGGAAAUAACAGAUGUCCACAAGAUAAACUGGCUGCCCGUUUGGGAGGAACAGGAGCAUCCAAGAUUCGCCCGUGAAGUGGUCGGGAAGCCAGUUGGCACUACCCAGACCCCUGAGAUCUCCACCCCCAAAGAUACAGUGGAGGAAGUGCUGCUGCCCAAGGACAACAAGGAGUGCCCGAACAAUGCCGAGCGGGGCUUAACCAAUCUUGUCCGGGUGGCCCGUCCACUUCUACCAGUUCCUCGACUGAGGAACAUCUUGGCGAACGCCCUCGAGGAUCCCCAGGUUCAGGCUCUGGUCAAGUUGCUACGUAGCGAUGGCCUCAAGGCACAAGUGCAGCGCCUGAGAGCCACGAAAGAGCACCAGGUGCUGCAUGAUUACAUCUGCCGGAGGCUGAAACUGGAUCCCUCCUACCACGUGGACUUCGUGAGGGUGUUUCUCGAUGUCAACACCUUUGACCCGCCGACAAGUAAGCUGCCCAACCGCCGACCGGGAGUCCGAGGACUCCUCCUGGACAUCCGCGAUGCCCUGCCCCGCUCUGUCCUAAGGGAUAUGUAUCUGAAACUCUACUCAUCCGACUCGGAGCUUGCUAGUGCAGUCCGUCUUAUCAGGGGCUCCGAGUUCCGGCGAAUUCUUCGGGAUCUGCGCUCCCUGAAGGAGUACCGUUCCCUGACCGCCGAGCUGGAGAAGGCUGGUCUACCUCUGCGCCAACUAAACCAACUGGUGGCCAAUGCCCUGGGUUGGACCACCGUGGACAUGGGCUCCGAGACGGUCAUUUGGAGUGUUUAG
Messenger RNA from Drosophila subpulchrella, 957 nucleotides. RefSeq lists its product as uncharacterized. The record is from RefSeq and is a predicted model, not a curated record. NCBI's taxonomy places the organism in Eukaryota, Metazoa, Arthropoda, Insecta, Diptera, Drosophilidae. Bases 1 to 957 code for a protein of 318 amino acids. The transcript is spliced from 2 exons.